Molecule: messenger RNA, 531 nt
Organism: Brachypodium distachyon (stiff brome)
Lineage: Eukaryota; Viridiplantae; Streptophyta; Magnoliopsida; Poales; Poaceae
Product: protein IN2-1 homolog B
Exons: 6
Molecular function (GO): glutathione transferase activity
Source: RefSeq, a predicted model, not a curated record
AUGGCAUCACCCCGACAAACCCUCACAGAGAAAUUGGAAGACGGCGAGAAGGAAGAGGGAAGUGGGGUGGAGCUGCGCAACCUUCAGCUGGGUUUGCAGGACAAGAUUAAGCUAGUCCUGAAUGAUCUGGCAGACAGGCCAACUAGGUACAAGGAGAAGGUUUAUCCAGAGAACAAGGUUUGGCUAAUCUUAGUUCUUCCUCACGGGCACAAUAUCUUGCUCUUGCCUUCACUGGAGCAUGACAACCAGGUGAAAGGCGAGAGCUUGGAUUGGGUCAAGUACAUUGAUAGCAAUUUCGAAGGCCCAACUUUGCUUACUGAAGAUUCUGCACAGCAGUCUGCUGAGGAGCUACUCGUGUAUACAGAUGAGUUUAACGAAGCAUUACACUCAUCCAUACUCUCCAAGGGAGAUGUGUCAGAGGAAACUGUUGCUGGGCUGGAUAAAACAUAAGCUGCCCUGGGAAAGUUUACAGAUGGUCGUUUCUUCCUUGGCCAGUUCAGUUCGGUACUGCAUAUCUGGCAUUUGUCGUAA